AACGUGUCACUCCCGGGCACGAGAUUCGACGUCUCGGACGUCGUUUAUCAAAAAUUACAGGUGUUUUCGUCAGAUUUAUGACAGUUUGAGGUUGAGAAUAUCGACUAAAGUAGUUUUCUUGACUUCCCCGGGCUGGUAGACCGAGAUUUUGUGUCAGAAAUGCCUCAGGUUGUCAUGUUGCUCCUACACUUGGAGGGAGUUUCGUUCAUCCAGUGGCUGCAGACGACAUUUUCUGAUUUUGCGGACGUCUUGUUGUUCCUGACCCGGAUGGGAGACCCCAGACACGCGUUCCUCGUGUACUUCCCCUUGGCGCUGGUGUUCAGCAGGAGUGUCGGGCUGAGAGCGCUCCUAGUCGCCAUUAUUUCUGAGUGGACCAACCUCAUCCUGAAAUGGAUGCUACACGGAGAGCGCCCUUUUUGGUGGAUUAAGGAUCCUGAGAUAUUUGAAGAAGGAAAAGCACCACAUCUGGAGCAGUAUUCCCUGACCUGUGAGACUGGACCAGGCAGCCCCUCAGGCCAUUGCAUGGUGACAGCAGCAGUCCUGUGGGUGGUGGCGUCUGGUCUGAUGUCAGAUCUAUCAGCAGCUCCAAGUAACAGUUGGAAAAGGAACCCGGUGAUCAGAGCUGCUCCCUGGCUGGUGUACAGUCUGAUUCUCACAGCAGCCGGUGUGUCCAGAUUGUUCAUCGCUACACACUUCCCACACCAGGUGGUGUUUGGCACAGCUGUAGGUGUUCUGAUAGGCUACAUGUUCAACCGAGUCCAGGUGCAGUCUUUCCGUCCAAGGAUGUGUGUUGCACUGUCAGCUGGCCUGGCUGUGUCAGCUAUGGGACUCUAUGGUAUCCUUCUACAUUUGUUCAGGGUGGAUCCCUCCUGGUCUAUACAGAAAGCGAUGCAGUGGUGUGCAAACCCUGACUGGGUACAUCUGGGCACAACACCCUUCUUCUCUAUAGCACGAGAUUCUGGCUCCUCGCUGGGUCUGGCUGUAGCCCUUCACUCCAUCCUCCCGCAGGUCGGGACUAGAACCCACAACCCCCUGGACACUAGCUCACAUGAAGGUAAAGCUAGUGGUGUCAGCACUGUUGGCUUUAUUCUGUUCUUACUGUCUUUAACACUGAGUACCGAGUACUGGGUUCUACCCCAGGACCCACAGGUCUUGUUGUACUCACUGGUUUUCAUCAAAAGUGGCUUUUUGACUGUAGCAGUCAUCAGCCUUGUGACAGGUUUUAGAAAAAUGAUCCAGAAAAAACAGAAAAAUUGGUGAAGGAUAUACAUUCAUGGAUAUGUGAGUAAAGAUUACAUUGUAAUUUGAUAAUAGAUGAAAUAGCUAUUUUGUAGAUACAUUUAUACAAAAUGUCUCAUUUCCAUCCUCAAAAAUUCCAUCUGUUUGUCAAUGUAUGCAAUUUUUGUGUACUUAAGAAUAAUUCAAUUUCAGUAAUCUGUUGCGCAUGCCAAAAUGUGAAAAGUCAUGCCUAAAAAAGUCAUCUACAGAUUCUAUUACAUGUAAUUCUGGUGUGGUUAUAUUUGCAAUACAUUGCCAAAUGAAUGUAAAAUGCACAAUACUGAUGAUGAUCCCAUGUUCUGUGGCUGUAUCACAGUUAUGCCAAAAAGCAGUUACUCAAGCAACUGGAUAUGA
Branchiostoma belcheri (Belcher's lancelet) is the source of this 1632-nucleotide messenger RNA. Its product is annotated as glucose-6-phosphatase 3-like. Gene Ontology annotation, molecular function: glucose-6-phosphatase activity. Gene Ontology annotation, cellular component: membrane. Gene Ontology annotation, biological process: gluconeogenesis; glucose 6-phosphate metabolic process. The record is from RefSeq and is a predicted model, not a curated record. Bases 160 to 1260 code for a protein of 366 amino acids. The transcript has 6 exons. NCBI's taxonomy places the organism in Eukaryota, Metazoa, Chordata, Leptocardii, Amphioxiformes, Branchiostomatidae.